AUGUUACCUUAUCCAGGCAACGCCCACAUCGAUCCCUUGGAAAUCCAAAUCAGGGAAAGACAUGGUUACUGCAACGCCAUCGAGGCAGGACCAAGUAUCCAGCCAUGGUACCAGGAUGUUAAGAGGUUCUUGAAAACACAAGAAUACCCUGAACAUGCUACUGGAGAUCAGAAGAGAACUAUUAGGCGGCAGGCAAGUGGAUUCUUUUUGAGCGGUGAGAUAUUGUAUAAAAGAACCCCUGAUCUCAACUUAUUAAGAUGUGUUGACGCCGAAGAAGCAGGCAGGAUCAUGCAUGAAGUACAUGCAGGGGUGUGUGGACCUCAUAUGAACGGGAAGAUAUUGCCCAGGGGAGCAUUAUAUCUAGGUGAUAUUGAAGGAAAAGAUCCCGACACAGCCGUGAAUGCAGAUGCA
Molecule: messenger RNA, 411 nt
Organism: Nicotiana tabacum (common tobacco)
Lineage: Eukaryota; Viridiplantae; Streptophyta; Magnoliopsida; Solanales; Solanaceae
Source: RefSeq, a predicted model, not a curated record